Morone saxatilis (striped sea-bass) is the source of this 1636-nucleotide messenger RNA. RefSeq names its product calcium homeostasis modulator protein 2-like. Gene Ontology annotation, molecular function: monoatomic cation channel activity. Bases 54 to 1022 code for a protein of 322 amino acids. The transcript has 2 exons. The record is from RefSeq and is a predicted model, not a curated record. NCBI's taxonomy places the organism in Eukaryota, Metazoa, Chordata, Actinopteri, Moronidae.
ACCAAACUCACCUCAUUUUACUAUUACUCUCAGUAAGGACACAACAUCCCAACAUGGCUGCUUACGCACUCGUCACAGAGAACUUUAAGUUUGUGUCCCUCUUCUUCAAGAGUAAAGAUGUGAUGAUCUUCAACGGUCUGAUUGCUCUGGGCACUGUGGCCAGCCAGACUGCCUACAGCGUCUUCGCCUUCAACUGUCCAUGUUCCCCUGGAAGGAACUACUGCUACGGCCUGGCUGCCAUUGGCGUUCCGGCUCUGGCAUUCUUCCUCGUGGGAAUAAUGAUGAACAAAAGCACAUGGGACCUGGUGUCCGAGUGUCGGCUCAGAAACUGCCGGAAACUGUCAGGGGCCGCAGCCUUCGCGCUGGUUGGAACCAUCAUCGGUCGAGCUGUAGUGGCUCCGCUGACAUGGGUGGUUAUCUCUUUGCUGCAGGGCCAGGCGUACACGUGUGCCCUCAGUGAGUUUGUUGACCCCAGUACACUGGGGAAGGACUUCCCCUCAGAUAUGGGGUCAGAGGUCAUUGCGAAAUUCCCGUGUCAAGGAAGUGUUCCCACGGAGCUGCAGCGCUUCUGGGAUGAAAUUGAGCGUCGACUGAAAUACGAAUCUCAGCUGAUAGGCUGGCUGCUGGUGGCAGGAAUGUCUGUGGCGGUGUUCCUGAUGCUGUGCAUGAAGCGCUGCUCCUCUCCUUUUGGCUACCUACAGGAGGACUACUGGUCUCAGUACCGCUCUAAUGAAAAGACCCUCUUCCAACGCACGGCAGCUGUCCACGCCCAGCUCCUGGCUGCGGAGAACAUUAAGAGCUUCUUUGGCUUUGUGGCGCUGGACAAGGAAGAGAAGGAGCUGCUGGCUGAGCACCAGAGUGUCAGUCCUAUCUGCAGCACUGACUGGAACAGAGUGACUGGUGUCUACCUCUACAGGGAGAAGAAAGGUCUGCCUUUGUACAGCAGGCUCAACAAAUGGGCCACGUACAGCCUGGAGCAUAACGUGGAGGCCAUGGACAAAGAGAUGGACACGUUCAGCUGACAGGAAGGACGGUGGGCCAGUGACAAAGGCAUCAGUAUGCUUUAAAUAGAGUGCUUGUUGGACUUCUGACAACCACCCACUCUAUUUACUGCCACUAUGCCUUGAGACAUUUUAUAAGAACUAGUUUGUUUGAAGUACACUGAACCCUUUUGUUAUGAAAUCCAGCCAGACGGAUGUGCCGAUGUGGCUGAAUGUGUGUUUCAUCUGUAUUUUGUAGGUUUAUCAUGUUUGCCAACUAACUUGGAUAUUGACGGUGUGGCCAGAAAGAAGAAAGCAUAAUAAUACCAAGUGUAAAUGGGACAAUGGACAUAAGAUCUGAUUGAAAUCAAGCCGUCAUUUUAUUUGAGAUACUUUCAGUCAAAUGCCUUGCUUUAUUUACAACAUUCCUUUUAAAGGUUAACUUCCUUGUGUGACUGUAACUCUAUGGGCUGACUUAAUCAGAUAACUCUAUGUAUAGACCCAGUCCAAACUUUCCCAGAUGUGACACUUGAUGAUUAAGUUCAUCAUUUAUAACUCUAACGUCUGCAGAGGUAAAAAAAAAUAUGCACAUUCUUUACUCAAGUACAGAUACUUGUGUAAAAAAGACUCCGGUAUAAGUAGAAGUACUGAUUCAA